ACCAUACACAGGACUCUCCAUCUUUAUCUCACAUAGAUGUAAUUCUCCAUAUUAUAUCACAUACAACAUAUUAUAAGGAUUUCACAGACCAAACCUCCAUAUUUCCUGCACAUAUAAAGAAGGUUUAUGACACAAAGAGGAACGAGACCUCAACAUGACAGAAAAUGACAAUACAUGAGGACGACUCUAGGUCUAUAAUAUGGAAUCUUUACAGGAAAGUUCUGGAGGAACAAUGAGUGGACUAGAAAACCCCAUAUCAGAGAAUGGAAAGAAGCAAUUUUCAUGUCCGGAAUGUGUGAAGUCUUUUACUACAAAAGUGCAUCUUGUGGAUCAUACGAGAACUCACACAGGAGAGAAGCCAUUUUCAUGUCCGGAAUGUGUGAAGUGUUUUAGUCAUAAAUCAAGUCUUGUGUGUCAUAUGAGAACUCACACAGGGGAGAAGCCAUUUCCAUGCCGAGAAUGUGGGAAGUGUUUUAGUCAUAAAUCAAGUCUUAUAAAACAUAUGAGAACUCAUACAGGAGAUAAGUCAUUUUCAUGCCCAGAAUGUGUGAAGUCUUUUAGUAACAAAACAAGUCUUGUGGAUCACAUGAGAACUCACACAGGAGAGAAGCCAUUUUCAUGUCCGGAAUGUUUUAAAUGUUUUAGUAUUAAAUCAAUUCUUGUGGAACAUAUGAAAACUCACACAGGAGAGAAACCAUUUUCAUGUCCGGAAUGUGAGAAGUGUUUUAGUCAUAAAUUAAGUCUUGUGUGUCAUAUGAAAACUCACACAGGAGAGAAGCCAUUUACAUGUCCAGAAUGUGCGAAGUGUUUUAGUCAGAAAUCUAAUCUUGUAAAACAUCUGAGAACUCACACAGAAGAGAAACCAUUUUCAUGUCCAGAAUGUGUGAAGUGUUUUAGUCAGAAAUCAAAUCUUGUAAAACAUCUGAGAACUCACACAGAAGAGAAACCAUUUUCAUGUCCAGAAUGUGUGAAGUGUUUUAGUCAGAAAUCAAAUCUUGUAAAACAUCUGAGAACUCAUACAGAAGAGAAACCAUUUUCAUGUCCGGAAAGUGUUUUAGUCAUAACUCAAAUCUUGUAAAACAUCUGAGAAAUCACACAGGAGAGAUGCCUUUGUCAUAUUCACUUUAUGGAUAAUGUUUUAACCAAAAAUCAAAUAUAUAUGUAUAUAUGAGAACAAACAUAACUGGGAAGCCAUAUCCAUGUUCAGAAUGUGGAAAAUGUAUUAGUAAGAUUGUGGUGUCACAGUACGGGAUGUGGCCCCGUACUGUUCUUUCGUCCUGUCAGGCAGAGUCUCUGCAUGUCCCCCGGGCUCUCCUGCAACAAACCCCCAGUAUGUACAUAGGCUGUGUAUAAAUGAUGCACUCUUACUUUAAUGUUUAUAUCACAUGAUUGUUACGCAAAGGGCUCCAGUGUCCAGGUGACUCCCCCCCAAGUGACAUAUGGGCUCCUUGCACAGCCCCCCUAUAUAACAAGGGGAGGGGCUGCAUUCUCUCUCUUCGCACAUUUCUUCUGCUGAGGUCAGGUCUAGUGUUCCAGUAUCCGUGUCCUGAACAUUGGAGGCCUCAGACCCAUAUUCCUGUAGCCACAAGUCGGUCACCAGUCAGUCAAGUUAUCUUCCUAUCAGUCAUCACCUAUAUCAAGUCAAGUCCAUCUGUAGUCUCCGUGGCCUGCACUAAAGUCAGUCUAACUACUGCAAGUCCCAGCAAGCCUGCAAGGUCCCCUGUGUCACUGGUCACCUCCCUGGGAUAUUGGCCAAACUGUACAGACUGUAUCAUCUGUCUUGCCUCAGUAAAGCUGCCGUUAUCCUUAAUUUGGCGUUGGACUCCUUAUUGCUCCUCCCUAGCCUAGGAUCAGCGGGAUAACCUUCGGGUGGUUAAGGCUAAACUACGCCCUGGCGUCACGACAGAAAGGAUUAAUACCACCUGCACCUUGGGCCAUAACAUCUGCCCCACAUUCACCCUGCAUUUGCACCCAGACACCACAAGACAUCUUGCUAAGCAGCACACACAGGGGAGAAGCCAUUUUCAUGUUCAAAAUGUGAAAAAUAUUUUAGUACAAAAUGAAAUCUUGUACAAAACAAAAGGAGAAAAAAAAAAACGGAUAUACUAAAAUGCAGUGCACACCUAUCAGUAACAACAAUAUUCUGUAUAAAAUAUGAAUCUUUAUUAACAAAAGAUAUACAAAAAUACCUGGAUACAAAAAGACACUGUACAAUUAAAAUUGCUCUAACCAGAGCAACCUACAAAAACAUGAGGGGAGGAUAUAACCACCUCCAGAGGGCACAUGUAUAUAAAUGGUGGACAGAUAAUACUGCUCAGUCCUUCUAGAGCCCCAACCUCAUGUGUAAACCAUAUAUAUAGCAGAAAAAAACAAUACCUAGUGUACAGAAUCACAUUACACAGUAUAACAGCAAAGCCAAGUAAUGUUGCCCUAUACUUUAUACACAGAAUGGACUGGCUGUCCUAUAACAAUGAAUGCAAAGUAAAAGAUGCAAACCAGUGUGGGAUAGCAGACAGGGGAUUAGACUGAUGCAGGUAUAAACAGGUCACAGCAUGUGCCCCCCAAAAAUGAAAUCUUGUUCAUCACCUCAGGAUAUACACUCUAUGGGGAAAUAUGGUGUUGUGGAAGAUGUGAGAGCUGACUGAGGAGAGAAGUCAUUAGAAUGUUCAGACUGUAGGAAAUGUGUCCGGGGCUCAUUGUAGGACCUGAUGUGUCAGGACUAGUGUUGCUCGCGAAUAUUCGCAAUGCAAAUUUUAUUCGCAAAUAUAGCAUAUUCGCGAAUUCGCGAAUAUUCGAAUAUAGCACUAUAUAUUCGUAAUUACGAAUAUUCGAUUUUUUUUCACAGUACACAUCACAGUGAUCAUCCCUCUCUGCUUCCAGCUUGUGUGGUGUAAAGAAGGCUCUAAUACUACUGUGUGAGACUGGCGUGCGAAUUUUCGCAUAUGCGAAAAUUUGCAUAUGCAAAUUUUCGCACACAAGAUUUUUCGCUUAUGCUAAUUUUUGUAUAUGCUAAAUUUCGCAUAUGCUAAUUUUCGCAUACACAAAUUUUCUCAUAUGCGAAAAUAAAACACGAAUAUUACGAAUACGCUAAUUUACCGAAUAUAUGACGAAUACUCGUCCAUAUAUUCAUGAAAUAUCACGAAUUCGAAUAUGGCCCAUGCCGCUCAACACUAGUCAGGAUGUCUUCUAAGUUAUAGUGUCUCUGUAAUGUUCUUCUCCCGUCUGAUGGUCAGAUAGGACAUGGAGACGACCAAUCUGUGCAUGAGUCCUAUUAAUUACAUUGGAUGUGUGUAGGAAACCCGCUGGACGUCACAUGCUCGCCUCAGUAACUGUACUGCCCAGCAGGGAAUUAUGUCCUUCCACCCCCAAUCUGAAGAUCAGGGGGGAGAUCACCAUUAUAGGGACACUAAAAAUGCCUGGCUACAAUACUGAAAACCAUUACUGCUAUUUCCACAUCCAACUGGGUUUGGACUAAAUGGACUGUAUCACAAAGUUCUUCUGUGUGAGAAUAAAGUAUGAAGACUUCUCUUUGUUUCUUCUAUUCUUUUUGUAUCUGGAGAAUUCAGACAUUAUUCUUUAUACAGCACAGAAGAAACAUCCUGUGUGAGCUGAUAGUAGAUGGUAAAGAGAUGAUUGCUUUGCUAGAGCCUAGGGGUAUAACAAGUCUGGUAAAGACCAGUUGCAGAAAGCUAGACCCCAUCAUAGUGUCUAUACAAGCAAAUAUUUGGGGUUAUAAAACUGUUAAUGUCUGUUUUUCUACCCCCUAUGGUACCGUGAGUCACAAAGUGGCAAUAGAGCCCUCCUUGGAGUUUGAUGUAGUACUGGGGAUGGAUUUUCCAUUUUUUCAGCAAUUAUGGGAAGACUGUCAGGUGACUAGAGCGGGUACACCUGAUGGGCUCACAACACUUGACUUGCACCACACACUAGUGGAGAGUUACUCGAUAGAGGCUAAGGAUGGGGAGUGUCAGCAGACACAAGAUAUGUGUCAGAUACGGGCCUGCAAGACUGCUAUGGGAGCUGAAGAACAGACCGUGAGUCUAGUCCAAGAGGAUCCAGAGACUCAAGUGACAA
This is a messenger RNA of Hyla sarda, 4071 nucleotides long. Its product is annotated as gastrula zinc finger protein XlCGF17.1-like. The coding region runs from base 200 to 1078 and encodes 292 amino acids. Lineage: Eukaryota; Metazoa; Chordata; Amphibia; Anura; Hylidae. Gene Ontology annotation, biological process: regulation of transcription by RNA polymerase II. The record is from RefSeq and is a predicted model, not a curated record. The transcript is spliced from 3 exons. Gene Ontology annotation, molecular function: DNA-binding transcription factor activity; RNA polymerase II cis-regulatory region sequence-specific DNA binding.